AUGACAGAGCUCAGCACAGACCGCCGCUUUCACAACCUGACCGAGGAGCAGGUCCAGACUUUGCACCAGGUCCUUACAGAGGUGAUCCCCAUCCAUGGAAGGGGAAACUUCCCCACACUGGAGGUGAAACCCAAGGACAUCAUCCAUGUGGUGAAGGAAAGGCUAGUGAAGAGGGAGAUCAAGGUCAGGGAUGUCCGUCUCAAUGGCUCAACCGCCAGCCACGUGCUGGUCAAGGAGAAUGGCACCAGCUACAAGGACUUGGACAUCAUCUUUGGGGUGGAGCUGCCUCGGCAGGAGGACUUCCAGAUCAUCAAGGAAGUGGUACUGGGCUGCCUGCUGGACUUCCUGCCCCAAGGCGUUAACAAAGACAAGAUCACUGCCCUGACCAUGAAGGAGGCUUAUGUGCAGAAGAUGGUCAAGGUUUUCAAUGAGCAUGACCGCUGGAGCCUCAUCUCACUUUCCAACAACCGUGGAAAGAACGUUGAGCUCAAAUUCGUCAACUCGUUGCGCCGGCAGUUUGAGUUUAGCGUGGACUCCUUCCAGAUCAUCCUGGACCGUAUGCUUGAGUCCUACCUGGAGGCUGAGAGGAGGCAGGUGGCCCAUGAGCCCCCUGCCAUCACAGUGGUGGCAGAGAGCAUGUACGGUGACUUCGAGCAGGCUAUGGACCACCUGCGCUACCGGUUAAUCGCCACUCGCAACCCAGAGGAGAUACGGGGCGGGGGCCUUCUCAAGUACAGCAACCUGCUGGUGCGGGAGUUCAAGCCGGCCAGUGAGACGGAGAUCAAGACCCUGGAGCGCUACAUGUGCUCGCGCUUCUUCAUCGACUUCCCCGACGUCAACGAGCAGCAGCGCAAGAUCGAGUCCUACCUGCGCAACCACUUCAUCGGCGAAGAGUCCAGCAAGUACGACUACCUGAUGACCCUUCGGAGGGUGGUCAAUGAGAGCACAGUGUGCCUGAUGGGCCACGAGCGUCGGCAGACCCUCAACAUGAUCACCAUCCUGGCCCUCAAGGUGCUGGGUGAGCAGAACGCCAUUCCCAACACCACCAAUGUCACCUGCUUCUACCAGCCGGCGCCCUACAUGGCCGACCACAACUUCAGCAACUACUAUAUCGCCCACAGCCAGCCACCCCUCAUCUACCACCCGUACCCCCUACACAUCCACAUGCAGACAGGCCUGGUCUAGCUCACACAAGUGGGUCAGAGCAGGAAUGAGCACCACUAGGAUUAACUGCACCAUUCUGCAACAA
Megalops cyprinoides (Indo-Pacific tarpon) is the source of this 1249-nucleotide messenger RNA. RefSeq names its product terminal nucleotidyltransferase 5C-like. Lineage: Eukaryota; Metazoa; Chordata; Actinopteri; Elopiformes; Megalopidae. The record is from RefSeq and is a predicted model, not a curated record. Bases 1 to 1185 code for a protein of 394 amino acids. The transcript is spliced from 2 exons. Gene Ontology annotation, biological process: mRNA stabilization. Gene Ontology annotation, molecular function: RNA binding; poly(A) RNA polymerase activity.